This is a messenger RNA of Aspergillus ibericus CBS 121593, 1852 nucleotides long. Its product is annotated as bifunctional AAA family ATPase chaperone/translocase BCS1. Gene Ontology annotation, molecular function: ATP hydrolysis activity; ATP binding. The coding region runs from base 224 to 1723 and encodes 499 amino acids. The transcript is spliced from 2 exons. Gene Ontology annotation, cellular component: mitochondrial inner membrane. Gene Ontology annotation, biological process: protein insertion into mitochondrial inner membrane from matrix; mitochondrial respiratory chain complex III assembly. Lineage: Eukaryota; Fungi; Ascomycota; Eurotiomycetes; Eurotiales; Aspergillaceae. The record is from RefSeq and is a predicted model, not a curated record.
CCCUUGGUGCCUGAUGGGGAUUGUCAGGGUUCACGGUGAUGAGAAUACCCGACCAGGAUGCGUUGUCCACAUCCCUGCUUAUCGCUGGCCAUCCCCGUGUUUGUACACAGUAAUGCAGAGAUGCAGCGUCGAUCUCGGCCCGUCGUAACUCCGACUCCCCGAAGUCAUAGCUGCGCUCACGACGAACAACUGCAGUGGCGGUAACUGAUUGUUCGCUGUUGGCAUGGACCCCAAUGGACCGUCAAGUACUCCCGGGCUGCCUUCGCCGGGUGAUCUGAUUGCGCAGCAACGGAACGAUGCCAUCCAUGCGGCGGGGCAGCCUACAGACGGAGGCCUUUUCUCCCAGCUAACCAACAAUCCUUUCUUUACCGCGGGAUUCGGUCUCGCCGGUCUGGGCGCCGGACUCAGUCUUGCACAAAAGGGUGUCCGCCAUGGCGCCGCUCUCCUCCGCCGACGCAUGCUCGUCGAUGUCGAAAUCAGCAUCAAGGACGAUUCCUACCCGUGGUUUCUACACUGGAUGACACUGUACCAACAAUCCCAGCUUCACGCAGCCCGCUCCGCCAGCCGGUCUGGCUUUAUGGAGUCUAUCUUACAACGGUUGACACCGGGGAUGCGCCAUCUCUCUAUUCAAACACAGAAGGUUGAGCGCGCCAAUGGCGCGAUCCAGACCCACUUCGCUCUCGUGCCGGGCCCUGGACGACAUGUUUUGCGCUACAAGAACGCUUUUAUCUUCGUCAACCGAAUGCGGGAGUCCAAGUCUCAGGACCUUCAUACCGGCCGGCCGUGGGAAACCAUCACUCUGACCACGCUUUAUUCGCAUCGACACGUCUUUGAGGAGCUCUUCACCGAAGCGCAUGCGCACGCGGCCAAGUCCCACGAGGGCAAGACCUCCAUUUAUAACAGUUGGGGUGCCGAAUGGAAGCUCUUUGGACAGCCGCGGCGAAAGCGUCCGUUGGACUCGGUGGUUCUUGACGAAGGAGUCAAGGAGCGGAUUGUGGAGGACGUGCAGGACUUUGUGUCCAGUGGCAAAUGGUAUCACGACCGGGGCAUCCCGUACCGCCGGGGCUACCUACUCUAUGGACCUCCUGGAACGGGUAAAAGUUCGUUCAUUCAGGCCUUGGCGGGCGAGUUGGACUAUGACAUUGCCAUUUUGAACCUCAGCGAGCGAGGAUUGACCGAUGACCGGCUAAACCACCUCUUGACGAUUGUUCCGAACCGGACCCUGGUCUUGCUUGAAGAUGUGGAUGCUGCAUUUUCGAACCGCCGGACACAAACGGAUGAAGACGGGUAUCGCGGAGCCAAUGUGACCUUUUCGGGUCUCUUGAAUGCCCUGGAUGGGGUGGCAAGCGCCGAGGAACGGAUUAUCUUCCUCACCACCAACCACGUUGAACGACUGGAUGAGGCGCUCGUCCGGCCGGGUCGGGUGGACAUGACCGUGCGCCUGGGCGAGGUGACUCGCUAUCAAGUCGGCUGUCUCUGGGACCGGUUCUACGGCGAAUUGGACCCGAGCGGCUCCAACCGACAGGUAUUCCUCACCCGGCUGCAAGAACUGGGACUGAUCGAGGAUGAGAACGGCUUCAAGGCCGAUCGAUCGAGGAGCACCAGCGCUGCCGCCCUGCAGGGGCUGUUCCUGUACAACAAGGGCAAUAUGGAGGGAGCCAUUGCGAUGGCCGAGGGGCUGACCUUUCGGGUUCAUGAGGAGGCUAUGGAGCAUGAGAACUAGCUGUACAAUAGAGCGCCAUGUAUAUUAAUCGGGGCAAAUGUACCAUACCAAUGAACCAGUAGACUAGUUGGGGUGGAGGCGUGGAAUGCGCUGGCCAUCUGCAGUCUCCUGCAUUGUAUACUAUCUCGG